Dissoconium aciculare CBS 342.82 is the source of this 1583-nucleotide messenger RNA. Its product is annotated as plasma membrane iron permease. NCBI's taxonomy places the organism in Eukaryota, Fungi, Ascomycota, Dothideomycetes, Mycosphaerellales, Dissoconiaceae. Gene Ontology annotation, cellular component: plasma membrane; high-affinity iron permease complex. Gene Ontology annotation, molecular function: ferrous iron transmembrane transporter activity. Bases 281 to 1393 code for a protein of 370 amino acids. The transcript is spliced from 4 exons. Gene Ontology annotation, biological process: iron ion transmembrane transport. The record is from RefSeq and is a predicted model, not a curated record.
CAGGUGUGGGGUUUUGCAUGGAUACAUGGGACAUGAUAUGAACUACUGACGGAGUGCCGCCUUCCCGGAAGAGCCACACAAUCUGAACGAGCCCAUCGUGCCGUGGUCGUUGGUUAUGGAGGGUCCGAUCGUCCCUCGUGCUCGGAUAUCCCUCGAGAUUAUCAGAUUCGAUUGAUAUCUCAAUUUACUUUCUAUUCCACCUCGGCGACUCGAACAUUUCUAUCCAAAUUGUAGAAUUCGUAACCGCUCCUGGUGAGCACUCUACGACUCAAUCGCAGCCAUGGUCAACGUGUUUGCGGUUCCGGUGUUUUUCAUCUGCUUCCGAGAAUGCAUCGAGUGUGCUAUCAUCGUUUCGAUACUGCUGGCAUUCUUGAAGAAGACCAUCGGCGGUGAAGCAGACAAAGCUGUCUACAGGAGAUUACUUUGGCAGAUCUGGGGUGGAGUGGCUGCCGGCAUUUUCAUCUGUCUCUGCAUUGGAGGUGGCAUGAUCGGAGCAUUCUACGCGUUGAACCAGGAUGUUUUCGCCAAUGCCGAAUACUUGUGGGAAGGCAUUUUUGGAAUCAUUGCUUCGCUGAUCAUUUCCGUGGUCGGGAUCGGUCUUUUGCGAGUCAACAAGCUGCAAGACAAAUGGAGAGUAAAGGUUGCUAAAGCGCUCGAAAAGAGACCUACGGGCGACAAAAUGACCGUUGGCGCUCGAGUUAAGCGCUGGGCAGAGAAAUACUGCCUGUUCAUACUGCCAUUCAUCACAGUUCUGCGUGAAGGAUUGGAAGCCAUGCUAUUCAUUGGAGGAGUCGGUCUUGGCCUUCCAGCAACUUCCUUUCCAUUGGCGGUCAUCUGUGGAAUUGGUGCUGGUCUCGCCAUUGGAUACAUGAUCUACAAGUUCGGGAGCGGUCCCAAGCUACAGAUCUUCUUGAUCAUCUCGACGUGCUUUCUCUACCUCGUGGCUGCCGGCCUCCUCUCGAAAGCUGUCUGGGCGUUUGAAGUGAACGACUGGAACAAAAUCAUUGGUGGGGAUGCUGAUGGAGUCGGCUCUGGCCCUGGCUCGUACAACAUCCGACAAAGCGUCUGGCACGUCAACUGCUGCAAUCCGGAGAUUGAUGGCGGCGGCGGAUGGGGUAUCUUCAACGCUAUUCUUGGUUGGCAAAACUCUGCCACAUACGGCUCCGUGAUCGCAUACAACGCUUACUGGAUUGCUGUCAUCAUAUCAGUGCUUGCCCUCCGCUACCACGAAGUGCGAGGGCACUGGCCAUUGAUGAAGAGCAAGAAAUUCGAAGCAGACGAGAAAAGGUCGGAUAGUGAUUCGCCAAGUCAACUAUCACAGGAAAAUCUCUCCGUGGAAAAGAAGGAAGCGGUGGAGGUUCGCUCGGCUCCCAUCGGUGAGAUUCAUGAUUAGAUUAUGGGAAGCUACGAUCGUGUGAUGACUGCGACGACGCUACGAGGAAAUGUACUGUUGCGCUCCCAUGAACCCUCGUUUGCUAGAACACGAUGCGAGUAAUCAUAUUCCCAUAAUCAUAUGAUUUCGAAAUCAGAUCACAAGAUUGCGACCUCUCCAAAUCCAAAUUAUCUAGGUAUAUACUUCAGUU